AAUCAAAAAUGGUAAAGUAAAAAAGUUAUUUCCCUGCUGCACAAGCUAUCCAGCUGCCACUCUUUAACUCACUUUUUCUCACAAUAAGUCAUUCUCUUCCUUCCUACUUUUCCCCCUCACAAACUCAUUUCAUCAUAUCAUCAUCAUCAUCCAAUGGCACCCAGAAGGAUUGAGAUGCUGCUAAGGCUGUGCCUUGUUAUGGCUCUUUGGGGUGGCACAUUGGCUCAAUCUCAAUCAAGUUGCACCAAUGUCUUCAUAAGUCUUGCUCCCUGCCUUGACUAUGUAACAGGAAAUGUCUCAAACCCUUCCUCUUCUUGCUGCUCUCAACUUGCCUAUGUAGUGAGUUCACAACCACUGUGCCUGUGUGAGGUUGUUAGCGGUGCUGCUUCAACAAUUGCUGCAAGUUUCAACAUCAAUCAGACUCGGGCUUUGGCUCUCCCCACUUCUUGCAACAUUCAGACACCUCCUCUUACCACCUGCACUGGCUCACCAGCCUUUUCCGUUUCAAACUUUCCCAACUCCCCUUCAGGGAUUGGAUCCAACACUGUUUCAUCAGCGACCGGAAGUAGUACAUUUGUCGGUGGUUCAUCUCACCAAAAUUCAAGUUCCACUUCUAAAUUAUCAUGUUCUUGGUUUCUGAUGUUUGUCCUUGCAACCACUUUGACUUUCACCUUCAAGAGUACCACAUCGCUCAACAUUUUUUAAACCUUCUCAUUAUAUAUCCUUCACAGCUUCCAGCUUACCCACUUAUAUUAUAUUACAAUGUCUCUUAUGCCUUAACAAAGUUAGGAUUAGCUUAACUUCUGUACUUUUAAUUAUUUCUAUUUUCCUACCUCAACUUGGUUUUCUUUUGUUUAUUCGUAAAA
Messenger RNA from Vigna radiata var. radiata (mung bean), 866 nucleotides. RefSeq names its product non-specific lipid-transfer protein-like protein At2g13820. The record is from RefSeq and is a predicted model, not a curated record. Gene Ontology annotation, biological process: lipid transport. The coding region runs from base 154 to 705 and encodes 183 amino acids. Lineage: Eukaryota; Viridiplantae; Streptophyta; Magnoliopsida; Fabales; Fabaceae. Gene Ontology annotation, molecular function: lipid binding. The transcript has 3 exons.